AGACCCCCGCCCCUGAUCCACGCCCAGACCCUAGAGCCAGAGGACCAUGGCCGGCCAGGGGGACUGCUGCGUCAAGGUGGCCGUCAGGAUUCGGCCCCAGCUGUCAAAGGAGAAGAUUGAGGGCUGUCACAUCUGCACCUCUGUCACCCCCGGGGAGCCCCAGGUCCUUCUGGGGAAGGACAAGGCCUUCACCUAUGACUUUGUCUUCGACCUGGACACCUGGCAGGAACAGAUCUAUUCGACCUGUGUGAGCAAGCUCAUCGAGGGCUGCUUCGAGGGCUACAAUGCCACAGUGCUGGCCUAUGGGCAGACAGGGGCCGGGAAGACAUACACGAUGGGCACCGGCUUCGACACGGCGACAUCGGAGGAGGAGCAGGGCAUCAUCCCGAGGGCCAUUGCACACCUCUUUGGGGGCAUUGCAGAGCGCAAGCGGCGGGCACAGGAGCGGGGUGUGGCCGGGCCUGAGUUCAAAGUCAGCGCGCAGUUCCUGGAGCUCUACAAUGAGGAGAUCCUCGACCUGUUCGAUAGCACCCGUGACCCUGAUGCCCGCCACCGCAGGUCCAACAUCAAGAUCCACGAGGAUGGGAAUGGUGGCAUCUACACCACGGGCGUCACUUCCCGCCUCAUCAACUCCCAGGAGGAGCUGAUCCAGUGCCUGAAGCAGGGGGCCCUGUCCCGCACCACGGCCAGCACCCAGAUGAACGUGCAGAGCUCCCGCUCACACGCCAUCUUCACUAUCCAUGUGUGCCAGAUGCGAGUGUGCACCCAGCCCGAGCCAGUCAGUGAGGCGGUGACUGGGCUUCCUGAGGGCAACGCGCCCACCAGUGAGUAUGAGACACUCACUGCUAAGUUUCACUUUGUGGACCUGGCCGGCUCAGAGCGGCUGAAGCGGACGGGGGCCACGGGCGAGCGGGCCAAGGAGGGCAUCUCCAUCAACUGCGGCCUGUUGGCCUUGGGCAACGUGAUCAGCGCCUUGGGGGACCAGAGCAAGAAGGUGGUGCACGUGCCCUACAGGGACUCGAAGCUCACUCGGCUUCUCCAGGACUCGCUGGGGGGCAACAGCCAGACCAUCAUGAUUGCCUGUGUGAGCCCCUCAGACCGGGACUUCAUGGAGACGCUCAACACACUCAAAUAUGCCAAUCGGGCCCGCAACAUCAAGAACAAGGUGGUGGUGAACCAGGACAAGACGAGCCAGCAGAUCAGCGCCCUGCGGGCCGAGAUUGCUCGCCUGCAGAUGGAGCUGAUGGAGUAUAAGGCGGGCAAGAGGGUGAUCGGGGAGGAUGGUGCCGAGGGCUACAGCGACCUGUUCCGGGAGAAUGCCAUGCUGCAGAAGGAGAACGGGGCACUGCGUCUGCGGGUGAAGGCCAUGCAGGAGGCCAUCGAUGCCAUCAACAACCGUGUCACUCAUCUCAUGAGCCAGGAAGCCAAUCUGCUCCUGGCCAAGGCUGGUGAUGGCAAUGAGGCCAUUGGUGCUCUGAUCCAGAACUAUAUCCGGGAGAUUGAGGAGCUGCGGACGAAGCUCCUGGAGAGUGAAGCCAUGAAUGAGUCCCUGCGCCGCAGCCUCUCCCGGGCCUCGGCUCGGAGCCCUUACGCCCUGGGUGCAUCUCCGGGCGCUCCGGCCUUCGGGGGCAGCCCGGCCAGCUCCAUGGAGGAUGCCUCUGAGGUGAUCCGCCGGGCCAAGCAGGACCUGGAGCGGCUCAAGAAGAAGGAGGUCAGGCAGCGGAGAAAGAGCCCAGAGAAGGAGGCCUUCAAAAAGAGGGCAAAACUCCAACAGGAAAACAGUGAGGAGACCGACGAGAAUGAGGCUGAGGAGGAGGAGGAAGAGCGAGACGAGAGUGGCUGUGAGGAGGAGGAGGGGCGUGAGGAUGAAGACGAGGACUCGGGCAGUGAGGAGAGCCUGGUGGACUCGGACUCAGACCCUGACGAGAAGGAGGUGAACUUCCAGGCCGACCUGGCCGACCUGACGUGUGAGAUUGAGAUCAAGCAGAAGCUGAUCGAUGAGCUGGAGAACAGCCAGAGGCGACUGCAGACUCUGAAGCACCAGUACGAGGAGAAGCUGAUUCUGCUUCAGAACAAGAUCCGAGACACACAGCUGGAGCGUGACCGCGUGCUGCAGAACCUCAGCACCAUGGAGUGCUACACGGAGGAGAAGGCCAACAAGAUCAAGGCGGAUUACGAGAAGCGGUUGCGGGAGAUGAACCGGGACCUGCAGAAGCUGCAGGCCGCGCAGAAGGAGCACGCGCGGCUGCUCAAAAACCAGUCCCGCUACGAGAGGGAGCUGAAGAAGCUGCAGGCCGAGGUGGCUGAGAUGAAGAAGGCCAAGGUGGCCCUGAUGAAGCAGAUGCGUGAGGAGCAGCAGCGGCGGCGGCUGGUGGAGACUAAGAGGAACCGGGAGAUCGCUCAGCUCAAGAAGGAACAGCGGCGACAGGAGUUUCAGAUCCGAGCGCUGGAGUCCCAGAAGCGGCAGCAGGAAAUGGUCCUGAGGAGGAAAACCCAGGAGGUUUCUGCACUGAGGCGCCUGGCCAAGCCCAUGUCUGAGCGGGUGGCUGGGCGCGCAGGACCGAAGCCGCCCAUGCUGGACUCGGGGGCCGAGGUGUCAGCCAGCACCACGUCCUCCGAGGCCGAGUCAGGGGCCCGCUCUGUCUCCAGCAUUGUGCGCCAGUGGAACCGCAAGAUCAACCACUUCUUGGGGGACCACGCUGCACCUGCUGUCAAUGGCACCCGCCCUGCCAGAAAGAAGUUCCAGAAGAAGGGGGCCAGCCAGAGCUUCAGUAAGGCUGCGAGGCUCAAGUGGCAGUCCCUGGAACGGAGGAUCAUUGACAUCGUCAUGCAGAGGAUGACCAUUGUCAACCUAGAGGCUGACAUGGAGCGGCUCAUCAAGAAAAGGGAGGAGCUGUUCCUCCUGCAGGAGGCGCUGCGGAGGAAGCGGGAGCGGCUGCAGGCUGAGAGCCCAGAGGAGGAGAAGGGCCUGCAGGAGCUGGCCGAGGAGAUCGAGGUGCUGGCGGCCAACAUUGACUAUAUCAACGACAGCAUCACCGACUGCCAGGCCACCAUUGUGCAGCUGGAGGAGACCAAGGAAGAACUGGACUCCACGGACACAUCCGUGGUCAUCAGCUCCUGCUCCCUGGCCGAAGCCCGCCUCCUGCUGGACAACUUCCUCAAGGCAUCCAUCGACAAGGGGCUACAAGUGGCACAGAAGGAGGCCCAGAUCCGGCUGCUGGAGGGACGGCUGAGGCAGACAGACAUAGCAGGUUCUUCUCAGAACCACCUGCUCCUGGAUGCCCUACGAGAGAAGGCGGAGGCGCACCCAGAGCUGCAGGCCCUCAUCUACAACGUGCAGCAGGAGAAUGGUUACGCCAGCACGGAUGAGGAGAUCUCAGAGUUCUCUGAGGGGAGCUUCUCCCAGUCAUUCACCAUGAAAGGUUCCACCAGCCAUGAUGAUUUCAAGUUCAAGGGUGAGCCCAAGCUGUCUGCCCAAAUGAAGGCUGUGUCAGCCGAGUGCCUGGGUCCCCCGCUGGAUAUCUCCACCAAGAACAUCACCAAGUCCCUGGCCUCCCUUGUUGAGAUCAAAGAGAAUGGAGUGGGCUUCUCCAUCCGAGACCCCUACUACCGGGACAAGGUCUCGCGCACUAUCAGCCUGCCCACCAGAGGCAGCACUUUCCCCCGGCAGUCUAGAGGCACGGAGACAUCCCCUCUGACCCGAAGGAAGUCGUAUGACCGAGGGCAGCCCAUCAGGUCCACGGAUGUGGGAUUCACGCCGCCCUCGUCCCCUCCUACUCGGCCCCGCAACGACCGGAACGUCUUUUCUCGUCUCACCAGUAAUCAGAGCCAAGGCUCAGCACUGGACAAGUCUGAUGACAGCGACUCCUCUUUGUCGGAGGUCCUGAGGGGCAUCAUCAUCCCCGUUGGAGGAGCCAAGGGUGCGAGGACAGCCCCACUGCAGUGCGUCUCCAUGGCCGAGGGCCACACCAAGCCCAUCCUCUGCCUGGACGCCACAGACGAGCUACUGUUUACAGGAUCCAAGGACCGCAGCUGUAAGAUGUGGAACUUGGUCACGGGCCAGGAGAUCGCGGCCCUAAAGGGCCACCCCAACAACGUGGUGUCCAUCAAGUACUGCAGUCACUCCGGGCUUGUGUUCUCCGUGUCUACCUCCUACAUCAAGGUGUGGGACAUCCGGGACUCGGCCAAGUGCAUUCGGACCCUCACGUCCUCGGGCCAGGUGACCUCCGGGGACGUCUGUGCUGCCACAUCCACCCGCGCUAUCGCCAGUGCUCAGGGGGAGCACCAGAUCAACCAGAUCGCCCUCAGCCCUUCAGGCACCAUGCUCUACGCUGCCUCGGGCAACGCCGUCCGCAUCUGGGAGCUCAGCAGGUUCCAGCCGGUUGGCAAGCUGACUGGCCACAUCGGCCCUGUGAUGUGCCUGACCGUCACCCAGACCGCCAGCCAGCAUGACCUGGUGGUGACCGGCUCCAAGGACCACUACGUUAAGAUGUUCGAGUUGGGUGAGUGUGUGACGGGCACCAUUGGCCCCACCCACAACUUCGAACCCCCGCACUAUGAUGGCAUCGAGUGUCUUGCCAUCCAGGGAGAUGUCCUUUUCAGUGGCUCCCGGGACAAUGGCAUCAAGAAGUGGGACCUGGAGCAGCAGGAGCUCAUCCAGCAAAUCCCCAAUGCACACAAGGACUGGGUGUGUGCCCUGGCCUUUGUCCCGGGCCGCCCCAUGCUGCUGAGCGCCUGCCGUGCGGGCGUCAUCAAGGUCUGGAACGUGGAUAACUUCACGCCCAUUGGCGAGAUCAGGGGCCACGACAGCCCCAUCAAUGCCAUCUGCACCAACGCCAAGCACAUCUUCACUGCUUCCAGUGACCUGACAGUGAAGUUCUGGAGCGUGCGGCGGUUACCUGGUGGCCCACCCUAGGAGCACACAGCAGGCCUCACCCUGGCUGUCUUUCAGAGGAUGGCCCCCAGACCCUCGGCCCCCCGGCAGCCUGGACAGCACAGAAGGGAAGCUGUGGUCUGACAGGGCCAACUGCCCUGGGAACAGAGGGUGUGGGCCUUGGAUGUGACCCCUCUCCUGCUCUCCUGCCUCUCCCUUGACUUUCCUAUGGGA
Molecule: messenger RNA, 5107 nt
Organism: Neomonachus schauinslandi (Hawaiian monk seal)
Lineage: Eukaryota; Metazoa; Chordata; Mammalia; Carnivora; Phocidae
Gene: KIF21B
Product: kinesin family member 21B
Exons: 35
Coding region: 47-4915 (1622 amino acids)
Biological process (GO): microtubule-based movement; mitotic spindle organization
Molecular function (GO): microtubule binding; microtubule motor activity; ATP binding
Source: RefSeq, a predicted model, not a curated record